CAUCAAAAAACACCCAAAAAAAAAUAAUUCUCCCUUCUCCUGUGUUUUCUUAAAUUGCAAAAAAAAAAAAAAUGAAGAGUAACACAAACACAAAAGUGAUCGUGUUUCAUCACCCCUCCAUUGCAUCAAAAUCCGCCGCCAUUCAUCACCACCACCGCCUCUGGUUCAUCUUCUUCCUCUCACUCUUCACUCUCGUCUUCUCCUUCACCCUCUUUACCUCUUCUCUCCACUCCUCCUCCGUCGUAUCCCCAUCUUUCCCGCCGCCCAUCUCCGCCGCACUCCUCCAAUACGUCUCCUCUGCCUCCGCCGCCGCAAACUCCUCCAUGUCCCUCUCCGAACUCUCCGCCGUCUCCACCGCCAUUCGCUCACUUUCCGGCGUCGACGGAGGUGUCAACCUCCUCGUCUUCGGCCUCACCCACGAAUCCCUCCUCUGGAGAUCCAUCAAUUUCCCCGGCCGGACCGUCUUCGUCGAUGACAGCUCCUACGCCGUCUCCAAGUUCGAGCAGACAAAUCCCGGGGUCGAAGCCUACGACAUCGUUUUCUCCUCCAGGGUCUCUCAGGCGGGAGAGCUCCUCCGUUAUUACAGGACACGACAUGACUGCCGACCAGUUCAGAACCUCUUGUUCUCCGAUUGCGAGCUUGCCAUCAACGACCUCCCCAAUUUUUUCUACGACACCGAUUGGGAUGUGAUUCUGGUUGACGGGCCAAGUGGGUUCUCCGGCGAAUCUCCGGGGAGGAUGUCAGCGAUCUUCACAUCGGCGGUUUUGGCGAGGAGCAAACGAGAAGGAAAGAACAAGAAGACGGAUGUCUUCGUGCAUGAGUUCGGGAGAACAGUGGAGAGAGUUUACAGUGAGGAGUUUCUCUGCGAGGAGAAUCUGGUGGAAGUCGUCGGAGAAUUGGCGCAUUUCUCGGUGGAAGCGGAGGCGGGGGGCGGCGGAACUGGUUCGCCGGAAAUUAUUCGGUUUUGUCGGAACUCAACGAGGUUGUCUGAGCCUUUCGCGCCGGUGAUUGGUGGCGAGGAUGACGAAGACGGUGGUGUUAACGCUGACUGAUCGACUUCAGUGUACAUCUGGGGCUCUUUUGUAAUUAACGUAGUUUUCGAGGGUUAAUGUUCAGUGUGUGUUUUUUUAAUUUUGAAACAAAGUCAAACUUUGAGGAAAAAAUGUCUGGAGCGAAUCUAAAAGCAAUUGAUGAAAAGCAUCAAACUAUAAAAGA
Molecule: messenger RNA, 1215 nt
Organism: Tarenaya hassleriana
Lineage: Eukaryota; Viridiplantae; Streptophyta; Magnoliopsida; Brassicales; Cleomaceae
Product: protein IRX15-LIKE
Exons: 1
Coding region: 72-1052 (326 amino acids)
Biological process (GO): xylan biosynthetic process
Source: RefSeq, a predicted model, not a curated record